GGGUGGGGUUGCCACGCGGUGACGCUUCUGUGCGCAGGUGACGUUUCCACUUUACGCACCUGCAGGGCUGCAGCUGAUUGGCUGUCAACGAUCCUCCUCAACAUGGCCGCCGGAGUUUGACUGCAGGAGUCGAGUGUAAAGUCUUGAAAGAGUCCUUAUUGCAAUGGGAAGCAGACAUGUGGGAGAUGUGGAGGUGAGCAUGAAUAAGGCAAGUGUGGUCCGGGAGCAAAUGUUCAAAUUGUGGUUGAGCACAGUGUUGCCUACAAAGAAUGUGAAGCGAGGAGAAAACUUGACAAACAGUUGCAGAGGGAAGGAAGACAACAGGCAUUGUAUGUUAUGUAUAGUGUGUAUGUAAAGUUUUCUAUGACUCCAUUGUUUGGAGAACUGAGACAUGGGGUAUAGGAAAAGGAGGGAGGAGUCAGUUCUUACAAAGAUGACAAUAGGACAUUUUUUAUUAAUGAAAUACUAAUCUGAAAGCCAUUAGAGUAAUCAUUCUAGACCAAAGGGUGGUGGUCAUGCACUGAUUUAAUCUGCUACUGCCGUAUAAAGACAGAGGAAGAGGAAGAAGAAUGUUACAACUGCAACUUGCACAAUCACAAGACUGGACCGACAAAGUCAAGUGCUAGCGCGGCCAGUCGAGGCCUGAUCAAUACGUGAUCAGCCAGAGAGCUCUGAGGCUGCACUUAACCACAAGAUCAAAUCUGCGAGGAGCCUCUGACACUCACACUUCCUGUCCUGGUGAAUGGUGAAGCGGUGCGGACCAAUGGGAGGGCAGCGGUGAGGAUGCAACAGUGAUCCAGGAAAAAGCAGCCCAUUGUUCCUGGGACGUCGGAGAAGUGUGACCUCCCUCCCUCCUGCCGGCUCUGCCCGCUCAACCCAUCCGCUCACUGAAGGACUCACGACCCCAGUGACAGGUAUGAGUGGGGGAGUCAAUGUGAAGUCGGCCCCUCGAGGGCCCCCCUCGUCGGGAAUCCCUCUCCCACGUAGCCUGUUGCCCUCUUCCCCCAAAGCAGACCCUCGCCACCGGGCUAGUGACCUGCCCAGGCCCUCAAGUCAAACUCCUAAAUACACUCCCACGCACACACCCACACAAUCUCCUUCCCUCUGCCCACGGAACUCCAGCAUCCCUGGUCCUUCCUCCAGGGACAUGCUGAAAGAUGCUAACCUGAAAAGUCAACUCUUCCAGCGAACAGGAAAUCGAACUUCUCCCCUGGUGUCCCGCUCUGCCUACAGCAGCCCACUGACCCAGCGGCGACCUCCACCACCACACUCCAAAGACACACUGGAUCUUGGAAAACCUGCCCUGCCUCAAACCUCAACACAAUUACCACAUAAUGGCAAUCACAACAGAAACUCCUUCAGCAAUAAGAACCAAGCAUGGGGAGCCAGUAACCUGUGUCCACGGCAACAGUUCAGCACAGGCGACAACUACAACUCUAAAACGGCAACAGAGACCAUGCCCAGGGGAGAAAAUCCUCCAGAAAACCAGUCAGCCCAUUCCACCAUGUUAAACAACGGUAACCUCCGCCCCCCUCUCACUCAAACAAGCUAUGAACACGCCAUCAAAUGUCGCAGCAACUCCAUGAGCCAGUCAGAUGAGGAGAUGGGGACCUCUGAGGACAGCAGUCCGGCCUCCUCUCCCGGGCCCCUGCCACUGCCGCCCAUCAUGUUCACACUGCCCGGGACGUUGAAGAAGGAUGUCGAUACUCAGGAGCAAAACCUGGACAAGGAUGCUGCGUCCACAGAGACACCAAGAGUCAACAUGGCCACUGUGGCCCCCUUCAGCUACAGGCUGCAGGUGCAGGAUGGAGAGUUUUCAGUGGACGAGCUGAGUGACUGCUCAUCUGGAUCCAUAGAAGUCUGCUGCGAUGACCUCACACCAGGGGGGAUGCUGGAGGCUAAUGUGGCUAACAUUAGCAUGACGGCGAAGCCCAGAGAGCUGAACCUCAGGUCUGCUGCUGCCGUCUCCUGCCAGGAUACUUCAGCCCAGGCCAUGGCCUCUAGGAAGCCCCCGCCCAAGCCCUCCGCUCUGCCCCAGGGUCCUUCACGUCCCUCCGGGUCAGAGCUCAAAGUCUACCGGCCCUCCUCUGGAUCUAUCCCAAUUCCAAUCCCCAAUCCUUCUGGCCUCCGCAAGCAGCGAUCACUCAACAACUUGUGUGUGCUCACUGAUGCUGAGAAGAAGCUGCACCUGUACCAGUCUCCACGGUGGAAUGAUCUUACAAACCGGCCUGGCGCUGGCGCCAACAAGGCAGGACAGACUAAAACAGGUCCGGCUGGGGGUGGGAGACCUCCGCUCUCUCGGACCCUUUCAAAGUCAGAACAAUCUCUUUUCCAGGGAAAACCCAAACCACUCUGCUCGCCAGCAGUCACUUCCAACACCGGCAAGCCGAGUCGAAUCCCUGCCCCUGGUAAACCACGGGGACCUUACGCUGAGGUCAAGCCCAUCAGCAAGGCCUCUGAGGUGGGACAGAGUGCAGACAUAGACCCCUCUGACAACCAAAUUAAAGCUAACUCCAAUGGAGCCGGGAGCACCGGGACUAAUGGCAAGAAACCAGGGGAGAAGGUGAGAUCUGCCUCCCCCUCGACAGAGGACAAGAAAGAGAGGAAAGGGAUAGAGGGGGAAGAUGACAAGAGCUUUCUGAAGGUGGACCCAGAAUUGGUGGUGACGGUGCUUGGAGACUUGGAGCAAUUACUCUUCAGCCAAAUCCUCGGUGAGUCCAUGAUCACUACCCAAUCCUGCUUGACAACAUACAGGUGCAAAUCGUACUGUACAUCAAGUCGAAACACAUUGAGUAACAUAAACAUCCUCUCUGCUCUCCACACCCAAACUGUUCCCUCCAGCUCUGGACCUAAAGCAUCAACAGUGAAUUUUAAAUGA
Messenger RNA from Paralichthys olivaceus (Japanese flounder), 2878 nucleotides. The record is from RefSeq and is a predicted model, not a curated record. NCBI's taxonomy places the organism in Eukaryota, Metazoa, Chordata, Actinopteri, Pleuronectiformes, Paralichthyidae.